Messenger RNA from Sporothrix schenckii 1099-18, 267 nucleotides. RefSeq lists its product as uncharacterized. The record is from RefSeq and is a predicted model, not a curated record. Bases 1 to 267 code for a protein of 88 amino acids. The transcript has a single exon. Lineage: Eukaryota; Fungi; Ascomycota; Sordariomycetes; Ophiostomatales; Ophiostomataceae.
AUGAGGCACGCUCCACGCUACCAACGCAACCCAGUCCAGUCUGGCCAGUUGCCCAGGAAGAAAUUCACCCAUGUCGCCGAUGGCACCCGGCGAGCAAGUAGAAACAAGGAGGCCUGUCUGGUUCAGGCGGUUAUGCGAGCAUCGCGGGUUGUCGCUCUCUCCUACCGUGCCACCUGGUCACCGCCUUGGCAUUCACGAUACCAAGGAGAGGACGACAGAAUAGCCCAGUGUCAUCCCGGCUGUGGCGGAAUCUCCAAGGCCCACUAA